GCGUCCCUCCUUUCGAGAGCGUCUGAACCCAGCAGUGCGGACCAUCCACCGGCGUUACUUUUUUACUUUUACAUCGCUGGUUGAGCUGCGUCGCUAUGUCUGCCAUAAAAGCUCUGAACCCCAAAGCGGAGGUGGCCAGGGCCCAGGCCGCACUAGCGGUCAACAUCAGUGCCGCCCGGGGGCUCCAGGAUGUGCUGAAAAGUAACCUGGGACCAAAGGGGACCAUGAAAAUGCUGGUGUCUGGUGCUGGAGACAUUAAGCUCACCAAAGAUGGCAACGUCUUGUUGCACGAGAUGCAAAUUCAGCACCCGACGGCGUCGCUCAUUGCAAAGGUUGCCACGGCGCAGGAUGACAUAACUGGAGACGGAACCACAUCAAAUGUCCUCAUCAUUGGUGAACUGCUGAAGCAAGCUGACCUCUAUGUGUCAGAGGGUCUUCAUCCAAGAAUCAUUGCUGAGGGCUUUGAGUCGGCCAAAGAGAAAGCUUUGGCAGUUCUGGAGGAGUUGAAGGUGACUCGGGAAAUGGACAGAGAGACCCUCAUCAACGUAGCGCGCACCUCCCUCAGAACCAAGGUCUACUCCGAGCUGGCAGACCUGCUCACGGAGGCUGUAGUAGAUGCUGUGCUGGCCAUUACUAAACCUAAUGAGCCCAUUGACCUGUACAUGGUGGAGAUUAUGGAGAUGAAGCACAAGACCGACUGCGACACACAGCUGAUCAGAGGUUUGGUGCUGGACCACGGUGCCCGACACCCGGACAUGAAGAAGAGGGUGGAGGAUGCCUACGUGCUGACCUGCAACAUCUCUUUGGAGUAUGAAAAGACUGAGGUCAACUCUGGCUUCUUCUACAAGAGUGCUGAGGAGAGGGAGAAGCUUGUGGCUGCGGAGAGGAAAUUCAUUGAAGAUCGCGUGCAGAAGAUCAUCAGCUUCAAGAACAAAGUCUGUCCCAAUGGGGAGAAGGGCUUUGUCGUCAUCAACCAGAAGGGUAUUGAUCCAUUCUCCCUGGAUUCCCUUGCCAAGGAGGGCAUCGUAGCCCUGCGCAGGGCAAAGAGGAGGAAUAUGGAAAGACUCACUCUGGCUUGCGGUGGUAUUGCCAUGAAUUCAGUUGAUGACCUCACACUCGAGUGCUUGGGAUAUGCUGGGUUGAUUUAUGAACACACACUAGGAGAGGAGAAGUUCACGUUCAUUGAGAAGUGUGGGAACCCUCGCUCGGUCACCCUACUGGUGAAGGGACCCAACAAACAUACGCUGACGCAGAUCAAAGAUGCCGUCAGGGAUGGUUUACGGGCCGUCAAGAACGCGAUCGAAGACGGAAGCGUGGUGCCCGGUGCAGGUGCGUUCGAGGUGGCUGUGGCGGACGCUCUGGUGAAACAUAAGCCCAAUGUGAAAGGCCGAGCCCAGCUGGGAGUCCAGGCAUUCGCAGAUGCUCUACUAGUCAUCCCCAAGGUUCUGGCCCAGAACUCUGGCUACGACCCCCAGGAGACUCUGCUGAAGCUGCAGACUGAGUACAAAGACAGUGGUCUGCUAGUUGGAGUGGACCUCAACACAGGGGAACCCAUGGUGGCAGCAGAUGCAGGCGUUUGGGAUAAUUACAGCGUAAAGAAACAGCUUCUCCAUUCAUGCACGGUCAUUGCCAGCAACAUCUUGCUGGUGGAUGAGAUUAUGCGCGCUGGAAUGUCUUCUCUCAAAGGUUAAAGGUGAACUAAAAGAAGCGGCAGCAAGGAUAGUUGUUUACCUGACAAUUCAGUCAACGUGGACCUGCUCUAGGAAGUCUGAAGCACCGCAGGCUGAUGGAGGACCAGCUGUAAUCCCCACGGCAUCCAUCGCAGCGUCUGUCAGAACCAUUGUAAUGCUAGUCAUAUUAUUUUCCAUGAAUUUCAUGUCAAUGCCUUCAUCUGAUGGUUUAUUUAUGAGAUUUUGUUCAAAGCACUGGCAUCUGCCCCUCAGUUCUGUUUCCAUUAAAGGUUUUUUUGGCUCUUGAA
Messenger RNA from Pungitius pungitius (ninespine stickleback), 1978 nucleotides. It is a transcript of the gene cct6a, whose product is annotated as chaperonin containing TCP1, subunit 6A (zeta 1). Gene Ontology annotation, biological process: protein folding. The transcript is spliced from 13 exons. Bases 96 to 1691 code for a protein of 531 amino acids. The record is from RefSeq and is a predicted model, not a curated record. Gene Ontology annotation, cellular component: chaperonin-containing T-complex. Gene Ontology annotation, molecular function: ATP-dependent protein folding chaperone; ATP hydrolysis activity; ATP binding. NCBI's taxonomy places the organism in Eukaryota, Metazoa, Chordata, Actinopteri, Perciformes, Gasterosteidae.